UUUUUUAUAAUUUUUUAAACGAAAUCGAUUUAUAAAUUUUCAAAAGAAAUUGAAAUUUUGAUACAUUUUUAAUAAUUUUGCAUUAUAUGUAUAAUUAACAAAAUUUACAAUAAAGAAUGGUAACAACUCGGUUUGCUUCAAGAAAGUUACUUUCAAUAAAUAAACAAUUAAAUUCCCCAAACCAACAAUUUAUCAAAUGGGAAAAGGUUCUCUACAAACACCAACCAUUUCCAGAUAAUUACACAGAUGACGCGUUAUUUCUUGAUCAGUUACGUAAAAAUGUUAAUGUUGUCAAGUAUUCAAUUGUUGAAUCGAUACGUGGUGGUGCAAUAGUUAUGUCACAAGUUGAUUUGCACUCGAAUUUUUCAGUUAUUUUCGAAUUUUGUCGAUUAGAAUUUUGUGGCAGUAAAACAAUUUUGUUAAUUAAUUUAAUCAUUUGUCUCAUUCUUUUGUCCUUCGUAACCUUCUAUAAAUGUUUUUACAUUAAUUUAAAAAAUCAUUGGCAAACAUUAUUUACAAUUUUUACUUUUGGUUAUGCAUUUACUCCCGUAAUAAGAACUUUAACCACAACAAUCAGCACUGACACUAUUUGGGCUAGUGCAAUUAUUCUUUUCUUUGUUAGCCUUUUUGUACACGAUUAUGGAAUGGAAUUUGCACCAAUGCGAGUUUUUAAUUAAAAAAUUCAACAAAAAAGUUUUCAGUGUUUCAACUGCUUUGUCUGUUAAUAUUUGUUUGUCAGCAUCUGUUUUCUUAAUUUCUCGAGUUAACUGCGAUCUACUUGCUUUUCUUUUAUUGGGACUAUCUCUUUUACUGUUUUGUUUUUGGCCACAACUUAGAAAUGUUUUACUUUCACAAUCACCCAACACUAUUUUUAUUUUAUUGCCAAUAUUGACAGUUAUUUCUAUAGGAGUUUUGUUUGUAU
This is a messenger RNA of Meloidogyne enterolobii, 922 nucleotides long. NCBI's taxonomy places the organism in Eukaryota, Metazoa, Nematoda, Chromadorea, Rhabditida, Meloidogynidae. The record is from the annotation of a GenBank genome assembly.